This is a messenger RNA of Cladophialophora immunda, 1058 nucleotides long. RefSeq lists its product as uncharacterized. Bases 134 to 811 code for a protein of 225 amino acids. The record is from RefSeq and is a predicted model, not a curated record. NCBI's taxonomy places the organism in Eukaryota, Fungi, Ascomycota, Eurotiomycetes, Chaetothyriales, Herpotrichiellaceae. Gene Ontology annotation, molecular function: protein binding. The transcript has 3 exons.
UUCCCUCACCACCACCACCCUCAACGCCUUGCCUUUCUGCUCUCCUCGACCUUACCUGCUUCUCCCUUGAAACCUGGUUACUCUCAGCGCCCAGUCCGACACCUUCACGACCAAGCACACUCGCAACCCCGCCAUGUCUUACUACAACGACCAACCCCAGGGCUCCUACGGCCGGGAUCCUUACAACCAACCUCCAUCGUACGGCGGUCCCCCUCAAGUGCCCCAUCCAUGGGUUGCCGAGUGGGACGAACGGGACGGCCGCUGGUUCUUCGUCAACCGCGAGACCGGCGAACGCACCUUCCAACACCCGCAACCGUCCUAUGGCGGCGGCGGCGGCGGCGGCUACGAAGAGCGAGGCUACGGGUCCGGUUACGGGGGACAGGAGCAGAGGGGAGGAGGCUACGAGCAAGAGCCGCAGAAGAAAUCUCACACUGGUCGCAAUGUUGCACUGGGUGCUGCUGCAGGACUCCUGGGGGGUGCUCUCUUGAUGCACGAGGGAGAAAAAGUCGAGGAGAAAUGGGACGAUGCCAAGUACGAUGUCGAGAACGACGUGCGUGACGGCGUGCAAGACGUUGAGAACUUCCCGGACAAUGCAGCACGCUGGACGGGAGAGAAAGUUCAAGAGGUCGAGGACAUCCCGCAAGACGUUGACCGCAAAUGGGACAAUGCGGUGCAGGACGUUGAAGACGUGCCCGACGACGUUGCCGGCUGGGCGGGCCGAAAGGUCGGGGACGUUGAGAGAUUCGACGACAACAUCGACAACGCCUACGACCAAGGCCGUGAUAAUGCCCGAUACGAUGACAACUACUAGGCUGCGUCGAGGUUCUCGACACUCCACUGCUCCGAGGGUUUCAGGGGCUUACACAGAGACGAGCGAAUGGACGGAGCUCCGCCUCUUAGAACGUGAUAGCGUUUCCAUGGUUGAUGCUUAUGACCCCUGCUCUGCAUCAUGGCUUUGAAGCCACGGCACAGUUGCUCUGACCGGCAAUAGGCCUCUCUCGCGAUAGACAACGAGUCGGCUGAGACACUCGAUCAAUGAAAGAUGACUAUUAGUCUUG